GUUGCCAGGAAACGUCCAUCAAGCGGUGUCUUGCUGCAAAAACAUACACAAACGGUCUGAGAAAGAAAUGUGGUUUUAGGAAAGGAUGAAUGAUUAAAAACGGCAGUUCCUAAUCACGUUUUUUUUUUAGAUUAAAAAACGAAUACCCCGAGGUACGUUUUCUGAGCUCGUGCUAAAGGAAAUAUGACACUGACUCCGAUUAAGGAUGGCGAAUAUACAGCCACAAUCUACAAAAUGAUUAGAGAUGGGAGAUACGGAGACGCUAUCCACAUCCUAAGUAAUGAACUGCAGAAACAGCUUAAAUCCAGAGCAGCCCUGUCUCUCUUGGGCUAUUGCUACUAUCGUAUUCAAGACUUCACCAAUGCCGCCGAAUGUUAUGAGCAACUGACCCAGCUCCACCCUGAAGUGGAGGAAUACAAGCUGUACUACGCCCAGUCCCUCUACAAGGCCUGUGCCUUCCCAGAGGCCAUGAAAGCCACAUUCCUGCUGGACAGCCCAGGGAAUCAGAUUAAGAUGCUAAAGCUGCAAGCUGCUAUCAAAUAUGGAGAAGAAGAUUUAUCUGGUGCAAAGAGCCUGGUGGAGCAGCUGCCUUCCAGCGACCCAGACUAUGAAGUCAAUCUUGGCUGUUUACUCUAUAAGGAAGGGGAGUAUGACCAAGCCUCCAAAAAGUUCAUAAACGCAAUGCAGGUGAUCGGUUAUCAACCAGAUCUAUCGUACAACAUAGCACUUUGUUACUACAGUAUGAAGCAGUACGCCCCGGCGUUGAAAUACAUUGCAGACAUUAUAGAGCGUGGCAUCAGGGAGCACCCAGAGCUUAGCGUUGGCAUGACAACGGAAGGUAUCGACGUGAGAAGUGUGGGCAAUACACUCGUGCUGCAUGAAACGGCGCUCAUCGAGGUGUUCAAUCUGAAGGCAGCCAUUGAAUACCAGCUGAAAAACUAUGAUGCUGCCCAGGAGGCCCUGACUGACAUGCCCCCACGAUCGGAGGAGGAGCUUGACCCGGUGACUCUUCAUAAUCAAGCUCUUAUGAACAUGGACUCCAGGCCCACGGAGGGCUUCGAGAAGCUGGCGUUCCUCCUCCAGCAGAACCCCUUCCCCCCGGUGACAUUUGGAAACCUCCUACUUCUCUACUGCAAAUACGAAUAUUUUGACCUGGCUGCAGACGUUCUAGCUGAAAAUGCUCAUUUGACGUACAAGUUUCUCACUCCGGAAAAUGUGAGAGCUACAGAAGGAGAGUAUUUGUAUGAGUUUCUAGAUGCCAUGAUAACAUGUCAGACUGCGCCAGAGGAGGCUUUUCGAAAGUUUGAUGAAGUUGCAGGGAAGCUAACUGAGCAGCUACGCAAACUGACCAAGCAGGUGCAAGAAGCAAGACAUAGCCGUGAAGAUGAGGCCGUGAAAAAGGCUGUCAGUGAAUACGAUGAGGCUCUUGAGAGGUACAUUCCAGUGCUGAUGGCUCAGGCCAAAAUUUACUGGAACCUGGAGAACUAUCACAUGGUGGAAAAGAUCUUCCGCAAAUCCGUGGAGUUCUGCAAUGAGCACGAUGUGUGGAAACUGAAUGUGGCUCAUGUCCUCUUCAUGCAGGAGAGCAAAUACAAAGAGGCAAUUGGGUUCUAUGAGCCGAUUGUUAAAAAGCACUAUGACAACCUGGAGCAGUGUAACAUUCAAGAAUGUCCUUGCAAGAGAAAAACUUCGAUCCUCAAUGUAAGUGCUAUCGUCCUAGCCAAUCUCUGCGUGUCCUACAUCAUGACCAGCCAGAAUGAGGAGGCUGAGGAGCUCAUGAGAAAGAUUGAGAAAGAAGAAGAGCAGGUAUCCUACGACGAUCCAGAGAAGAAAAUCUAUCAUCUGUGCAUUGUUAACCUUGUGAUAGGAACCCUGUACUGUGCCAAAGGUAAUUACGAUUUUGGUAUUUCUCGUGUGAUCAAGAGCUUAGAGCCCUACAACAAAAAGCUUGGGACAGACACAUGGUACUAUGCUAAGAGGUGCUUCCUCUCCCUCUUAGAAAACAUGUCAAAGCACAUGAUCAUGCUAAGAGAUAGUGUCAUACAAGAAUGCAUCCAGUUUCUGGAGCACUGUGAGGUUUAUGGGAAGAAUGUACCAGCCCUCAUUGAGCAACCUCUGGAGGAGGACCGAAUGCACAUUGGAAAGAAUACAGUCACAUACGAGGCUCGCUUGCUGAAAGCAUUGAUCUAUGAAAUUAUUGGGUGGAACCAGUAGGGUAAUCAAUACUUUAUCUUCUUUUACAUAUAUCCCUAUAAAAUACACAGUGGUCUCUGUAAAAAGAGAACACGCACAACAGAUUAUGUACUAUAUAGAAGUAUAUAUCAGUGGUAAUAAGUUGGAUUGCCCUGUUUGGCGUAUAACAUAUUCAGCUCCUGGAAAAUGAGAGAUAUUUGCACUUUUCUAUAAUUCACUUUUUUGUCAAGACAAGCUAAAAACAAACACUGACUCGAACUUUUAACUUUAACAUUUUACAGUUGCCAGUGUGCUUUUAGUCUCCUGUAAUCAUACAUCAUUUAAAGUGGUACAGAGUGUACAGAGAAACCCAUAGAGUAAAAGCAACACUGUUAAAUGUGUUUUUAUAUUUUGUUACGAGUGAAAAAUGAACACUUUAUAUUGUUUCUUUGUAAAAAAGUUUUGUUUUAGUCUCACUAAGUUUUCAGUGUGUGUACAAAUUGCAAUGGAUGUUUCACUGGACUGUAAUGUUUAUUUUUUAUAGUAAUAAAAGAGGACUGGAUAUCUGA
This is a messenger RNA of Lepisosteus oculatus (spotted gar), 2741 nucleotides long. It is a transcript of the gene ift70, whose product is annotated as intraflagellar transport 70. The record is from RefSeq and is a predicted model, not a curated record. Gene Ontology annotation, cellular component: intraciliary transport particle B; axonemal microtubule. Gene Ontology annotation, biological process: intraciliary transport. Gene Ontology annotation, molecular function: intraciliary transport particle B binding; protein binding. Lineage: Eukaryota; Metazoa; Chordata; Actinopteri; Semionotiformes; Lepisosteidae.